CAACGAGAGUGGAACAUGAGCAAACACAAAUGGGGAAAAUGGCAGAGAAAAGAAUACAAGGAGAAGAAUCCAAGUAUGGAGAAGCAUUGUCUAAGAACAAGCAUCUUUCUUCCCAGCAUUCAUUAGGGAAAUUGAACAACAAGGUUUCGCCUCCUAACAUUUCUGAUGAUGAGGGAAGAGGUACUGAUCAAAAGUGCUCUGAUGUCAAUAUCUGGUUUGUACCCAAUAAUGGGACAUGUGAAUGUGGAAGUGAUUUGAAUGAGAUUGUGUUGUGUGAUCCAGUUACCAAAGACCUAGCUAUCAUGGAUUGUUACUGCAUCACAUAUCAAUACAGUAGUGAGGGAGAACCAAUGUUCCCUGUAGUUGGAGGAUGUGUGUUCAACUGCGUCAAUCACACACGAAGUGGCUAUGCGAACAUCUACCACAGUGCACCAUCUGACUGUGCUAGUCUGAACAGACAAGGAACACUCUGUGGACAGUGUCUGGAUGGCUACACUGUGCCAGCAUAUUCCUAUGAGUUUAAAUGCAUCAGAUGUGACAGAGAACUGGAAAACUGGGGACUCUACAUAGUCUUUGCCUUUCUCCCUCUCACACUCUUCAUUGUCAUAAUUUUAGUCUUCAGGAUCAAUGUGCUUUCCCCAAAGCUCUAUAUGUAUGUCUAUGCUGCACAGUGUCUAUCAAUUCCUGCACAAGUGAAGGUGAUCCUCUAUUAUCUAUCACAGAAGAAGAGUCCUGCAUUGCAUACAGUUCCUGCAGCAAUGGUCUUAUCAAACUAUGGAAUUUGGAAUCUGGACUUUGUUCGAGUUAACGUCUUACCCGAUGUUUGUAUCGAUGUCAUUCCUCUUCACAUCCUGGUAUUGGACUAUCUUAUAGCUAUCUAUCCUAUGCUGCUAAUGGCUGCUUUAUACGCUAUGGUUGAAUUAUAUGGCUUUGAGUUUAGACCAUUGCGGUGCAUGUGGAAGCCCUUUCACUAUUUCUUUGCUCGAUUUCGUCGUCACUGGGGUAUACAGACCACCAUUAUGGAUGCCUUUGUCACAUUCUUCUUCCUCUCCACCACUAAACUGUUGAGUGUGUCAUGUGAUCUCCUAAUCAGUACAAAAGUCUAUACACGUGAAGGGAAGCCUUACUCACGAAACCUAUUCUACGAUCCAAGUAUCACAUACUUUGGCAAGGAACACCUGCCAUAUGCUCUGAUGGCUCUUGCCAUUCUCACUGUGUUUAUUGCUUUCCCAACAUCCCUUUUGCUCUGUUACCAGUGUAAGGUUUAUCGAAAGUGCCUCACUAAAUGUCAAAUACAUGGAAAUAUAGUGGAAACCUUCGUAGAGUCAUUUCAGAAGUACUACAAAGAUGGCAGCAAUGGUACAUGGGAUUGCAGGUGGUUUGCAGGGUUCUGGGUACUCUUCAAAUGUUUCUGUUACUUGAUUUAUUCAAUUUCCCUCAAUGACAUUUGUUUUGCUCUCUUAACUGUUACUUCAUUAAUUGGUGCUACAAUAGUCGUGAUUGUCCAGCCCUACAGAGAAGAGUACUCAGCGUUCAAUGUCAUCAGUGCAAACCUCUUUCUGUGGCAGGCACUGGUCUGCGCCUUUAUGUCAAGAGAGAGUUUAUCUGCAAUUGUUGCAGCAGAAUUCAAAGACCAUUUUUUCUGUGUCUUCCUUCUCUGGUUGGUUCCUUUGACCUACAUCAUUGGAAUACCACUGCACAAACUGGUGGUAAAGUUCCGACAAUGGCAGUUGCAGAAAGCCAGCUCACUCACUAGUUCACUGCCACAUCGUCUGGUCCACUCUGACCAGUACCGACAUCCACCAUCUUAACCCCCAAUGAUGCUAGUUUGUAUUGGAUCAGUUCUUAAGAAGUUAACAUAGUAGAUUGUGUACUUAUCUAAACGAUGUCUUUACAA
Molecule: messenger RNA, 1897 nt
Organism: Geodia barretti
Lineage: Eukaryota; Metazoa; Porifera; Demospongiae; Tetractinellida; Geodiidae
Source: the annotation of a GenBank genome assembly